Messenger RNA from Harpegnathos saltator (Jerdon's jumping ant), 1626 nucleotides. RefSeq names its product Ras-related GTP binding C/D (gene RagC-D). Gene Ontology annotation, molecular function: GTP binding; GTPase activity. NCBI's taxonomy places the organism in Eukaryota, Metazoa, Arthropoda, Insecta, Hymenoptera, Formicidae. The coding region runs from base 240 to 1451 and encodes 403 amino acids. Gene Ontology annotation, biological process: negative regulation of autophagy; positive regulation of TORC1 signaling; cellular response to starvation. Gene Ontology annotation, cellular component: Gtr1-Gtr2 GTPase complex; lysosome; nucleus. The record is from RefSeq and is a predicted model, not a curated record. The transcript is spliced from 7 exons.
CGCAGCCAUUAUUUCAUUGAGAACCAAUCAGUAUAUAAAGCGAUAUAUUGUCUGUAUCAAGCAUCACACCCCUAGAAAUUAUAAACAAAAAUAUAUCUAAUUUUAUAGCUCAUAUAAUUUUUCAGUAUGUUUAAUCUCGAUUAAACAGAUAAAUUGGAGAGUUACAAAAUUUUUGAAAUUUAUAGUUCAUCAAGAGAAAAAGUGGAAUCGCAUAACACGUUUGUUUUAAUAUCGCAAGCAUGGAUGAUGAUGAUCAAUAUCAAAGUGGUUAUGAUGUUGGUUCUUUUCCUAAAGAUUUUGGAUAUGCACCAUUUGAUGGAGAAACUGAAGGAUCUAUGGAUCCAUUAGCAGGAGAACAAAAACCUAGAAUACUCUUGAUGGGUCUUAGACGUAGUGGCAAGUCGUCAAUACAAAAGGUGGUAUUCCAUAAAAUGUCACCAAAUGAGACACUGUUUUUAGAAAGUACAAAUAAAAUAAUUAAAGAUGAUAUAAGCAAUUCAAGCUUUGUACAAUUUCAAAUAUGGGACUUUCCUGGACAAAUUGACUUCUUUGAUCCUACUUUUGAUAGUGACAUGAUAUUUGGUGGUUGUGGAGCAUUGGUAUUUGUAAUAGAUGCUCAGGAUGAUUAUAUGGAAGCACUUAAUAAGCUUCACUUAACAGUUACAAAAGCUUAUAAAGUCAAUGAAGCAAUUAAGUUUGAAGUUUUUAUCCAUAAAGUAGAUGGUUUAUCAGAUGAUUGUAAGAUGGAAACACAAAGAGAUAUACAUACAAGAGCAAAUGAUGAUUUAGCAGAUGGUGGGUGUGAUCAAAUACAUUUGAGUUUUCAUUUAACUUCAAUAUAUGAUCAUAGUAUAUUUGAAGCAUUUAGCAAAGUUGUUCAGAAAUUAAUACCACAGCUGCCUACUUUAGAAAAUUUACUUAAUAUACUCAUAUCGAACUCUGGAAUUGAAAAGGCUUUCCUGUUUGAUGUUGUCUCAAAAAUUUAUAUUGCAACAGAUAGCUCACCUGUUGAUAUGCAAAGUUAUGAACUAUGUUGUGAUAUGAUUGAUGUGGUUAUUGAUGUUUCUUGCAUAUAUGGAUUAAGAGAGGAUUUAGAAGCAGCUGCAUUUGAUAACCAAAGUUCCAGUUUAAUUAAGCUAAAUAAUGGUACAAUUUUGUAUUUGCGCGAAGUUAAUAAAUUUCUAGCGUUGGUCUGCAUCUUACGUGAAGAUAAUUUUGAUAGGCAAGGUGAGUAUAUCUGCACAACACAAGGUGUAAUUGACUAUAACUUUCUUUGUUUCCGUAAGGCGAUACAGCAAGUAUUCGAAUUACGAAACAAAGCGUUAGCUGCAACAAAUGCAACCAAUCAUUCGUCUUCUCCUGUUAGUACUAAUGAAACAUCGAACGCGCCUACAGGAGCGCAAAGUGGAGCUAUAGGUCAAAAUGGUGCUGUUGUGAUUGCACAAAGUUAAUUCUUAUGUGCAAUAUAUAAAAAAUUUUUCACAUAAAUGUAUAUAAUGUAUUAAUUUCAUUACUAUUUUAUUAAUUGCUACUAGAUUAUACAUUACUACUAGAGAUUGUAUAUCUUCUUUUUCUGCAAAUAUUUCAUCUCUUAUAUUUUACCUUCAUAGUAAUUUUUUAUAAAGU